Messenger RNA from Rhinocladiella mackenziei CBS 650.93, 591 nucleotides. RefSeq lists its product as uncharacterized. Gene Ontology annotation, biological process: transmembrane transport. The coding region runs from base 1 to 591 and encodes 196 amino acids. The record is from RefSeq and is a predicted model, not a curated record. Gene Ontology annotation, molecular function: transmembrane transporter activity. The transcript is spliced from 2 exons. Lineage: Eukaryota; Fungi; Ascomycota; Eurotiomycetes; Chaetothyriales; Herpotrichiellaceae.
AUGAUUUCAGACACCAACCGCAGAAUAAACACUCCAACCGAUGUAGCCCAUACCGAAACCGCUGCAGUCAUUCUGAAGACUGGCGCGGAAGAAGCGCUGCAUGUUGAGAGCACGGAUGAUGUGUCUCGCGAGCUGAAGACAACCGUGCACGGGAGGAUCGUUCUCAUUCCUCAACCAUCGGAUGACCCUAAUGACCCCUUGAACUGGUCAUGGGGCAAGAAACAUCGCGUACUUGCAGCGGUGAGCAUCGGGGCCCUGCUCGCAGACUGGGGCACGGCGUGGGGAACGACACUCUUUGAGGCCCAGGCCGUGACUUGGAAUAGUAGCGUUCCUUAUGCUGCCAAUUCCAUUGGCGGGGCUGUAUUCCUCACUGGAGUUUCUGGUCUACUUGUGGCGCCGCUCACACAGCGAUAUGGACGCUUUCAAGGACUCUUCGCCUCACCACCACAGAUUAUCGGUCUCAGCAUGAUCCACGAUAUGUUCUUCUUCCACGAGCGGACUCGCAAAAUCGGAAUAUGGGGCUUUUGUUUUGUGACGGGUCCAUUCCUGGGUCCCGUUGUUUCUUCACUUCUGAAUAAGCGAAUCUCCUAG